AUGUUCGUCGUCAGCCCGCCGCCUGUGUUCAUCCCAAACACAAACCUCGAGGAGGUCUGGGAUAUCUUUGUCGAUUUCCCAAAUUAUCAUCUCUGGAGCAAGAGCAUGCCCGAGGUUCAGAUCAUCAACCGCGAGCGAAGGAUCGGAAACGGCACCAAGCUCAAGCUGACCGUCCAGUUUGGCUCCAAGAGGCGAGUAAGCUUCGAUCGGAUCACGGUGUUCUCCCCGCCAACGAGCACUCGGACAGCAGCCGUUGCAUGGGAUUUUGAUGAUGAACAAAUGCGGCUUGGCUCCGGAUACAAGACACACUUCCUGCGGACCUUCAAAGAAGAGGUUGCCCCGGAUGGCACUCUCGGUGUCCUCAUGACCUCGUAUUGCCGGUUUGACGGCUUCAUCGGCGAUCUGGCUGGCGUCUUUGUCAAGGGCGACAUCAAGACGCUCAUCAGCAACGUUGCUCUCGAACUCACGGAAUACGUAUGCUCCCGGCGAGACUACGGCGUCGUGCACAUCCCACGGACGUAUACGCCGCAAUCGGGGCGCUCGGACAGCCUCGACCUUCGUCACUGGUCAUACACUUCAAAUUCCAGCCAGAAUUCGCACUCCCGAGCCUCGUACUGA
Messenger RNA from Polychytrium aggregatum, 618 nucleotides. RefSeq lists its product as uncharacterized. Bases 1 to 618 code for a protein of 205 amino acids. NCBI's taxonomy places the organism in Eukaryota, Fungi, Chytridiomycota, Chytridiomycetes, Polychytriales. The transcript is spliced from 3 exons. The record is from RefSeq and is a predicted model, not a curated record.